UGUUUCUCGAUUUUCAAAUGCCAAAUUUUGAGUCUUUGGAACACUUUUUUUUCUGGGGUUGAUCGAAUUGAUCACCACCAUAGUUUUUGAGUUGAAUUUGCUUUAACUUAAUGUAGCGGUUAUUGUGAUUGAGGGAUUUCUGUUAUGGUUACUCUGAAGUCUAAUAUUGCUGAAAUUGCUUCAAUUUAUGGUUUUGGGUUGAAGGGUUGUUGCACCAUUUGGUCAUGUGAAACGGGGUUGGUUUUGUUUUGUGGUUAAGGUCACUUGCUUUAUUCACUGGUAAUCAUUGAUGUUUUAUGGAUUUUGCGUAUCAGUAAUGUUAUCACCACAAGGGCCCUUUUAAUUUGAUUUCUUCUGCCAAAGUCACUUUCAUUGUUCUUCGAUGGAUGAAUUAAAUUGAAGCAGCAUCUUGUUUGGAUGGUGUGAAAUUGUGGGGAAGUUGGUGUCUUUUUUCUUUUUCUGUUUGUCGACUAUGUAUCUGUGGAGUUAUUCUUUAUCAUGUUGUCUUGGAUGAUAAAGAUUUAUUUUUUUCUGGGGACUAUCUAUCUGGGUAUGCUGGAAAUGGACGAUCACUUGUGUCACUGAUUUGAAUCUGGUGAAGGGGACAGUAACCUGUGCUAAGAACUGGCUUCUGCACAUGGGGUUUGCUCUAUAGUCCAUUCUUCUAAUUGGGUUUGAUAUUCACUUUUUUUUCUUCACUGCAGCAGGGACCCUGUCCUGCCUGCUGUCUCUUGCAUUGGAUUUUUUUUUCCUUUACUUUUUCAAGUUUUGUCAUUGGUUUCAAGUUCAAGCAGAACGUUGCUUUUGUUACUAGCAACCCAGUUGAAUCAGAUGGUUUAGGACAUCCAAAUUGGUGUAAUUGGACUUUCUUGACUAGCUAAAAUGAAAACGAGAUUGUGAAGGGUUCUAAUGGAGAUUGAGAAAUUAGAGAUAAUAACAAGGAUCCUUCUCAACAUUCUCGACGAGAUUAAUGACAGCAUCUCUGUAUAUAUCCCUGCUUCCUUUGCAGUUAGACUGGAGCCUGCCAUGCUGACUAUGCACAAAUCCGAGACGAAGGGUGAUGCAAUGAAGCAGUCUCUUGAUCCUUCAUCCUGGGGUCCUUCCAAGAUUCCAUCUAUAAAUAUACCUAGAAAAUCGGGGCACAGUGCUUGGGAGGUUUUAUCUGGAUCUGAUUCCUUCCAUGCUUCAUCUGAUGCUAGCCUCUUUUCUAGCUCAUUACCUGUUCUUCUGCAUGAAAAUUUGAACUUAAAUGACGCUAAAAAUGUUUAUCAAUCUGUUGAUGACAUCUCAUCUGGCUUUGAAAAGCUCCAUCAAGAUGUAGAGGGCAAUAAUCCACUUGAAGAUAGUGAUGCUCAUGCAAUUGGAACCAUGCUUCCUGAUGAUGAGGAGGAGCUUUUAGCUGGCAUAAUGGAUGAUUUUGACCUAAGUGGUUUACCCGGUUCCCUUGAGGACUUGGAAUUGGAAGAGUAUGAUCUUUUUGGUAGCGGUGGAGGUAUGGAACUAGAAACUGAUCCCCAGGAAAGUCUCAAUGUUGGUAUGUCUAAGUUAAACUUCUCUGAUGGUACUGUUGGCAAUGAUUUACCCCAUUAUUCUUUUCCUAAUGGUGCGGGAACUGUUGCUGGAGAACAUCCAUAUGGUGAGCAUCCUUCUCGAACAUUAUUUGUUCGAAAUAUUAACAGUAAUGUGGAGGAUUCAGAACUGAGAUCUCUUUUUGAGCAACAUGGUGAUAUUAGAACGCUAUAUACUGCAUGUAAACAUCGGGGGUUUGUAAUGAUAUCCUAUUAUGACAUCCGCGCUGCUCGAUCAGCUAUGCGUGCAUUGCAAAACAAACCUCUGCGGCGCAGGAAACUUGACAUUCACUUUUCAAUACCAAAGGAUAAUCCAUCAGACAAGGAUGUCAACCAAGGAACCUUGGUAGUUUUCAAUUUGGAUCCAUCUGUUUCAAAUGAAGACCUCCGUCAAAUAUUUGGGGCUUAUGGAGAGGUCAAAGAGAUAAGGGAAACUCCUCACAAGAGGCAUCAUAAAUUUAUUGAAUUUUAUGAUGUCAGAGCUGCAGAAGCAGCACUUAAAUCAUUAAACAGGAGUGACAUAGCUGGUAAACGCAUAAAGCUUGAACCUAGUCGGCCUGGAGGAGCUCGUCGAAAUUUGAUGCUCCAACUAAAUCAAGAGCUUGACCAAGAUGAAUCUCGGAGUUUCCGAUAUCAAGUGGGUUCACCUGUAGCCAACUCUCCGCCAGGUAAUUGGUUACAGUUCAACAGCCCUGUUGAGCAGAAUUCAAUGCAAACUAUGAAUCAUUCUCCUGGUUCUAGGAUCAUGAGCCCAAAUACAGGCAAUAAUUUAUCAGGAUUAGCUUCAAUUUUGCAACCACAGGUAUCAAACACCAUAAAGGGCGCAACUAUUGGCAAGGACUUGGGAAGGAGUAGUCAUGGAGAGCACAUAUAUACCAAUAUGAAUUCAUCACACGGAGUUUCUUUUCAGUCGCAUUCACUUCCAGAGCCAAAAUUCAGCCAAUAUCGUGGAGCUUUAUCCACUUUUGGUUCAUCAACAGCUAAUGGAUCCUCAGUGGAGACCUUGUCUGGGCCACAGUUUCUAUGGGGAAGUCCAAGCCUCUAUGAGGAGCAUACCAAGCCUUCAGCUUGGCCAAGACCAGCGGUGGGGCAUCCAUUUACUUCGAAUGGAAAGAGCCAUGCCUUUCCAUACUCAAGUCAGAAUAAUUCCUUUGUCGGUUCAUCCCAGCAUCAUCACCAUCAUCAUGUUGGCUCUGCUCCAUCAGGUUUACCUUUUGAAAGGCAUUUUGGUUUCCUUCCUGAGUCACCUGAAACUUCAUUCAUGAAUAAUGUUGGUUAUGGAGGCAUGGGUUUGGGCAACAAUGAUGGAAAUUACAUGGUUAAUGUGGGUGGGUCUGUUAAUGCUGGCAUUACUGUACCAAGAAAUAUGUCUGAUAAUGGUUCAUCAAACUUCAGAAUGAGGUCUUCUCCGAGGCUUAGCCCUGUUUUUUUAGGUACUGGUCCUUAUCUGGGACUGCCACCUACCACCAUGGAGAGCUUGACUGACCGUACUCGGAGUAGAUGGAUAGAGAACAAUGGGAACCAAGUUGAUAGCAAGAAGCAAUUUCAGCUUGACCUGGAUAAGAUUAAAAGUGUUGAAGAUACAAGGACUACAUUAAUGAUAAAAAAUAUCCCUAAUAAAUAUACCUCAAAAAUGUUAUUAGCUGCCAUUGAUGAAAAUCACAGGGGUACAUAUGAUUUUCUCUAUCUGCCAAUUGACUUUAAGAAUAAAUGCAAUGUGGGUUAUGCUUUUAUCAACAUGCUGUCACCCGCGCUUAUUAUUCCAUUCUACGAGACAUUCAAUGGGAAGAAAUGGGAGAAAUUUAAUAGUGAAAAAGUUGCUUCUUUGGCUUAUGCUCGAAUCCAAGGAAAGACUGCCCUUGUGAGCCACUUUGAAAAUUCAAGCUUGAUGAAUGAAGAUAAGCGCUGCCGCCCUAUUCUGUUUCACUCAGAGGGUCCUGAAGCUGGUGAUCAGAUCAUACAAGAGCAUUUUCCUUCCAACUCCAACAAUCUAAAUAUUCAGGCACCUAGGUCAACUGAGUUACAUUCAAGUGAUACUCCUGGAAUCCCUUCAAUGGAUGGCCCUCCUAUGAUCUUGGAUACAAUUUAACAUUAUAUCAUAUGCAGAAUUGCCGAGCCCAACUUGGUUACUGUUAGUGUUUAACAUUUGCAUGUUUUGUGUCUGGUGCUGCAUAUAUUAAGGAUGGAUAACAGAAGGAUGUAGAUUUUGUACCAUAAUUAUUUUCCUAAGUAUUUUGCCAGCAAGCUUCAUAAGUUUGGAGCAUUUUGAUUGAUUUGCUGCACAGGAAGCUGAUCUGAUAUAAUGUACACAAGGUGGGAGCAAAGGCUGUAGAGUUGAGCAAAUGGAGUUUCCUUCUAGGGAGGUCUUUAUCUACAGUUUUGCUCAUUUUUUCGCAUUUUGAUGGUUUGCCAUUUGAGUAUUUUUUCCCCCCUUCUGAAAAUGUUAAUAUGGCUAGAGUCUAGUUAUGUUUGAGGUAGAGUUUUGGUAAGUUUACAUGGGGUACAAAAUUGUAUAGAGAAAUAAGGACUUCUUUCUAUGUUCCUCUAAUGUAUCAAUACUCUUGAAAAUGAUGUGUAAACCUGUAUUUAAAAAUGAUGGUGUACAAGGGGCUCUUUAUCUCAACCACGGUACAAUAUUGUUUUGGCAGAAUCCAUCUUUG
Molecule: messenger RNA, 4228 nt
Organism: Gastrolobium bilobum
Lineage: Eukaryota; Viridiplantae; Streptophyta; Magnoliopsida; Fabales; Fabaceae
Product: protein MEI2-like 3
Exons: 13
Coding region: 910-3657 (915 amino acids)
Molecular function (GO): RNA binding
Source: RefSeq, a predicted model, not a curated record